CCUAUGCAGAUUAGGGGGCGGUGCCUGCAUGUUGAUGUGCUGGGUUCGCUGCGGACACUGCUGGGAACCCAGCGGGUCCCGCUGCGGUUCGGCUUGAGGUGGCUCCUCUCUUCCGCCCCCCUGGUCCCUGGGUCCCUGCCCUCCUGGGACCGCGCUCCACCUUGACCCUCAUCCAUUGGCCUCUCCUACUCCCUCGCUAGUGUCCCCCACACCCGAACAUCUCCAUUCCCGGCGCCCCCCGGUUUGUCCCCUCCCGCCGCAAACCCCACGACCUCCAGCAGCCCGCCCCCGCGGCCCCCAUCCUGCCCGGCGGCUCCCGCCGCAGCCUUCUCGGCCCUCGCGCUCUCCCAGGACUCUCCCGGCUGCGCCCCCGGGUGUCCGCCCGCCGGCUGCCCGGCUCCCUCCUCCUCCCGCCCCUUCGGAGACCCCUCUCCACCCCCGGGCAGCCGGCAUGCAGGUGUCCAUCGCAUGUACCGAGCAGAACCUGCGCAGCCGGAGCAUCGAGGACCGUCUGUGCGGCCCCCGGCCGGGCCCCGGGGGCGGUAAUAGCGGGCCGAUCGGCGAGGGGCACGGGAAUCCCACGGGGGGAGGAGGGCUGGGGCCCAAGGCCCGAGCCGCACUGGUCCAUCGACCCCCAGCGACCGCGGGAGCCCUUCGAGAGAGCACCGGCCGAGGCACUGGCAUGAAAUACAGGAACCUGGGAAAGUCUGGUCUUCGUGUAUCCUGUCUUGGCUUGGGUACCUGGGUCACAUUUGGCUCUCAGAUCUCUGAUGAGACAGCCGAGGAUGUUCUGACGCUAGCCUAUGAGCACGGCGUAAACCUGUUUGACACCGCCGAAGUGUACGCGGCAGGAAAGGCUGAGAGAACCCUAGAAAUCCUCAAGAACAAAGGUUGGAGGAGAUCGAGCUAUGUCAUCACCACCAAGAUUUUUUGGGGAGGACAGGCAGAAACUGAGCGAGGCUUAAGCCGCAAACACAUCAUUGAGGGCUUGCGAGGAUCCCUGGAACGGCUCCAGCUGGGAUACGUGGACAUCGUCUUUGCCAAUCGCUCAGACCCCAACAGUCCUAUGGAGGAGAUUGUGCGAGCCAUGACUUAUGUCAUCAACCAGGGCCUGGCCUUAUACUGGGGGACAUCCCGAUGGGGGGCAGCGGAGAUCCUGGAAGCCUACUCCAUGGCCAGACAGUUUAAUCUGAUUCCUCCAGUGUGUGAACAAGCUGAGCACCACCUGUUUCAGAGGGAGAAGGUGGAGAUGCAGCUGCCAGAGCUCUACCACAAGAUUGGUGUUGGCUCAGUCACCUGGUCCCCUUUGGCCUGUGGCCUCAUUACCAGCAAGUAUGAUGGGCGAGUCCCAGAAACCUGCAGGGCCACCACCAAGGGCUACCAGUGGCUCAAGGACAAAACUCAGAGUAAGGAUGGCAAGAAGCAACAAGCCAAAGUCAUGGACCUUCUCCCCAUCGCUCACCAGCUGGGCUGCACCCCGGCCCAGCUCGCUAUUGCGUGGUGUCUCCGCAGUGAGGGGGUCAGCUCCGUCUUGCUGGGAGUGUCCAGUGCCGAGCAGCUGAUAGAACACCUGGGCGCCCUCCAGGUGCUGAGCCAGCUGACCCCGCAGACGGUGCUGGAGAUAGACGGACUCCUGGGGAGCAAACCUCAUCCCAAGAAAUAGUCCGUCGGAGCGCAGAGACCCAAAUCCGGGGCCGCUGCACCCUCCCAAGUGCCGCUCCC
Molecule: messenger RNA, 1722 nt
Organism: Choloepus didactylus (southern two-toed sloth)
Lineage: Eukaryota; Metazoa; Chordata; Mammalia; Pilosa; Megalonychidae
Gene: KCNAB3
Product: potassium voltage-gated channel subfamily A regulatory beta subunit 3
Biological process (GO): regulation of potassium ion transmembrane transport; potassium ion transport
Cellular component (GO): cytoplasm; voltage-gated potassium channel complex; membrane
Molecular function (GO): potassium channel regulator activity; transmembrane transporter binding; voltage-gated potassium channel activity
Source: RefSeq, a predicted model, not a curated record